Messenger RNA from Peromyscus leucopus (white-footed mouse), 1239 nucleotides. RefSeq names its product S-antigen protein-like. The record is from RefSeq and is a predicted model, not a curated record. The transcript has 4 exons. NCBI's taxonomy places the organism in Eukaryota, Metazoa, Chordata, Mammalia, Rodentia, Cricetidae. The coding region runs from base 1 to 1239 and encodes 412 amino acids.
AUGAAUGUGAUUCUGUGUGUCCUCGGUGAGAUUCUCCUGGGAGGAGCACCUGCUGAGGCUGUGUAUGAGAGGACAGCCGUAGAGGACAAGGUGGGGCCUGAGGAGACGCUGGGUAGAGUGCAGCAUGGCUCUCCUUCACUCGUUCAGGGGCCACAGUACCCCAGGAGCAUCAGUACCCCAGGAGCACUGGUACCCCGGGAGCAUCAGUACCCCAGGAGCACAGUACCCCAGGAGCCCCAGUACCCCAGGAGCAUCAGUACCCCAGGAGCUCUGGUACCCCAGGAGCACUGGUACCCCAGAGCCACAGUACCCCAGGAGCACAGUACCCCAGGAGCACAGUACCCCAGGAGCAUCAGUACCCCAGGAGCUCCAGGACCCCAUGAGCCCCAGUACCCCAGAGCCCCAGUACCCCAGGAGCAUCAGUACCCCAGGAGCAUCAGUACCCUAGGAGCUCCAGUACCCCAGGAGCUCCAGUACCCCAGGAGCACAGUCCCCAGAGCCACAGUACCCCAGGAGCACUGGUACCCCAGGAGCACUGGUACCCCAGGAGCACUGGUACCCCAGGAGCACUGGUACCCCAGGAGCACUGGUACCCCAGGAGCACUGGUACCCCAGGAGCACUGGUACCCCAGGAGCACUGGUACCCCAGGAGCACUGGUACCCCAGGAGCACCGGUACCCCAGGAGCACUGGUACCCCAGGAGCAUCAGUACCCCAGGAGCACAGUACCCCAGGAGCACCAGUACCCCAGGAGAUCCAGUACCCCAGAGCCAUAGUACCCCAGGAGCCCCAGUGCCCCAUGAGCCCCAGUACCCCAGGAUCAUCAGUACCCCAGGAGCACUGGUACCCCAGGAGCAUCAGUACCCCAGGAUCAUCAGUACCCCAGGAGCACCAGUACCCCAGGAGCACCAGUACCCCAGGAGCCCCAGUACCCCAGGAGCCACAGUACCCCAGGAGCACUGGUACCCCGGGAGCAUCAGUACCCCGGGAGCACCAGUACUCCAGGAGCACUGGUACCCCAGGAGCACAGUACCCCAGAAGCACUGACUGGCUGACACCGUUUGCACCAGGCUGGCUCCUGGUGAGGCCCUGGGGCCAGCUGAUCUGUACCUCUGCCAUUGCUGAGGUUACAGACAUGUGCUGCUGUGCCCAGCUUUCCGAGGGUUCUGGACAUCUAAACCCAGGUCCUCACGCUUGCGCAGCCAUCAUUGUAUCCACUGAGCUGGUCCCUGUGCCCUGA